AUUCAUAAUUUAUUACAACAAAAUCAUUCAUCUUUAUAAAUACACAUAUAUUUCUUUUGAUAAAUAGGUGAUUUAUAAUGGCUGUUCAAACAGUUGUGAUAGAGGUCCCCUCUUCACUUCCCGCUACUAUACUUUUCAAGCUUUUUAAAGACUUCGAUAACAUUGCCCCUAAGGCUGAACCACAAAGUUACAAAUCUAUAACAAACAUCGAAGGUGUUAGUCACGUAACAUAUAGUGAUGAGUCCAAUUUCAAUAGUUCUAAGUUCAGGUGUGAUGCCAUGGACACAGACAAGCUUACCCUUAGCUACACGGUCAUUGAGGGUGACGUCUUCAUGGGCAAAAUCGACAAUAUCGCCAUUCACUUUGAGUUCAUUCCUUCUGCUAAUGGAGGCUCUGUAUACAAGCAGACAUUGGUGUUUCAAUGCACAGGUGAUUCUACGCUAUCUGAAGAAGAAUUAAACGGAGCCAAAGAGUUUGACUUAAACACGUUAAAAGCAUUUGAGGCGUAUGCCAUUGCCCAUCCUGAAGUUUGCUAAAUACUUAUUGAAUCAAAAGCUUUUGUUUCAAUUAGCUAGAAUCGUGUGUGCUGAAUAUUGGAAACGGUUCUACUAUAUAUAAGUGUGUUUUCAACAUUUUUACCAAAAUAAUGGACAUGUGUGUCCUCUUAAUUAAGUUCUCAUUUUAACCUUUUUAAA
This is a messenger RNA of Erigeron canadensis, 695 nucleotides long. Its product is annotated as root allergen protein-like. NCBI's taxonomy places the organism in Eukaryota, Viridiplantae, Streptophyta, Magnoliopsida, Asterales, Asteraceae. The record is from RefSeq and is a predicted model, not a curated record. The coding region runs from base 78 to 536 and encodes 152 amino acids. Gene Ontology annotation, cellular component: cytoplasm; nucleus. The transcript is spliced from 2 exons. Gene Ontology annotation, molecular function: protein phosphatase inhibitor activity; abscisic acid binding; signaling receptor activity. Gene Ontology annotation, biological process: defense response; abscisic acid-activated signaling pathway.